AUGCACUUCCUCUCCGCAGUCAUAGCCAUUCUCACGGCCACAAUCGGCAUCGUAACAGCAGCGGGCGGCGGCUUUUGCGAAGACUGCGGAACGGCAUGCUUCGACAAGAAUCCGGGCAAUACCGCUGGCUACUGCAGCUGUCUGAGCAAGUCAUGCGGGAGCUGCGGUGCUCUUCCAUCGCCGCUAUGUUGA
This is a messenger RNA of Fulvia fulva, 192 nucleotides long. RefSeq lists its product as uncharacterized. The record is from RefSeq and is a predicted model, not a curated record. Lineage: Eukaryota; Fungi; Ascomycota; Dothideomycetes; Mycosphaerellales; Mycosphaerellaceae. The transcript has a single exon. Bases 1 to 192 code for a protein of 63 amino acids.